This is a messenger RNA of Porites lobata, 3213 nucleotides long. The record is from the annotation of a GenBank genome assembly. NCBI's taxonomy places the organism in Eukaryota, Metazoa, Cnidaria, Anthozoa, Scleractinia, Poritidae.
AAACCGUAACAUUCCAAAAUGGCGGCGAAAUGUGACCUGUCUUCUUUGCCGGUCAUUCCUUUGGCGAAUAUCUUCUCUUUUUUGGACAAAAAAGACUUGGCACGGUGCAGUCAGGUUUGCCCUCGGUUCAAUCAAGUCGCAUCUGGCCUCCCUGCUUGGAAACGAUGGUGUAAAGAAGUUUGGCUGCUUGAAGAAUGCCCUCAAGGCAGAUCGUGGAAGCAGUUGUUCGCAGAAUGGAAGACGAACUGGGGUCGAUACGAGUCGUGUUUCGCCUCCAUUAAACGGGCGUGGAACAUUAUUGAAGAGUUUACCAAGCUUCACUGCCCGGAAAUUUUUACCUCAUUGAAUGAUGGGCUCACGGAGGAAGAAAUUGAUACAACAGAAUUAGGAAGGCUUAAUGGUAUUAGUUGAAUUUUCUAUUAACUGAAAUUGUCAUUGUUGAGUUUCCAAUUUUUUUAUGUCCCUUUUUUUGUCAAAGAAAUCACUUCUUGGUAGUACCUGUCAUAUCUCAAUUCAAUUCAAUUUUAUUUUUCACACUUAAUAAAAUAUUCACAUUAUAUAUAGUAAGGUAGGAAUACACUAAUAAAGGAGAAGAAGAAGGAAAAAAAGAAAAUUAAUUGCUUGGGUAGAAGUGUACGGUGGUCAGAGGAGCUUAGCUUUCGAGCUAACCACCGCUAUAUUAUGAUUGGAAAUACAUAAUAAAUGUGCGCUUGGUGCCAUGGCAACUAUGGACGAUUAUGCCAGCAGUCAGGUUAUGUGAGACAGUCAUAUUACAAUUGUUACCUUUGAGAGUUAACUAGAGUUCACCUAUAUUCUUUUUUGAACUCAUGGUAGCUAAGUGUUUUUAUCUUAGUAGGAAUCUCGUCCCAAAUUUCGGUUAUGGCAAACUUAAAUGUGUGUUUGCUGUAAUUUGACCUUACACGUGGUACAUGAAAGUUAAGAUUUGAGGCAUAUCUGGUAUUGUGUGAGUGAAUAUCAGCAAGCCAGGUCAGGGUUAUUUUCAUCAAAGAACUACUCGGCGUGGGAAAUUUUUCCAUUUUUGAAUUUUCUAUUAACUGGAAUUGUCAUUGUUGAAUUUCCCUUUUAAAAAGGUUUGAAGAAAUCACUCCUUGGUAACAGUACCUCAUAACAAGCCACCCAAAAUUAUUUUAUUCUGUAGGCUGUAAGCUUCCAACAGACCUAAGAUGCUCACUUCGUAUCCACAAUGGACAGCGCCUUGUCAGUCCAGGUCUGAUUGGUUCCAUGGCGAUAUCAAACCACUAUCAAAGUGAAUCUCUUCUAGAGCUCAAUGUGGCAUCAAGCGGUCUUCAGCGAAGAGAUGGUCUACGCAACUGUAUUCCAGUUUCUUUCUGUGUGAAUACUGGAAAUGGACAAUUCAUGGCUCUUACAAAUGAAGAAGGACAUAAUCCUGGAGAAAUCUUUUGGCCAAGCCCUGACCGCACUGUUGACAAUUUUGAUAUUGCUCCUAUGCGGAUGCACCAUUUUCUUGGUGGGAGCAAUUUUGCGGAAUGGCUCGUUACCUAUGCAGACCAGUUGUCAAGGAACUGUUACCCCAUUAUUAACAAUGAAAUCUAUAAGUUUCUGUUUUCUGCCAGAACUACCACACAGGGAAUCACCGUCACCACAACCACUGCAUUUCUCCCGGAACUAAGCAGUGUGAAACCUCCACUGUUCUUCUUUACCUAUCGCAUCUCCAUAUCAAUGGAGCCCGAGUGCUCUGUGGUGAGUGUCAAGGACAGUGGCAUCUGUUGUUACUGUGCAUUAUUAUGCAAAUGUUUUUUAAAGCAUCUUAAAGUCUCAAGACAUUCCCUAACUAGAUGUAAAGGUUUUUUUGGCAGUUUAUGAAUACAGUGCAAACAUGAUAUUUCUUUUUUGGGUUUAACUAGUUGAACUCAACAAAUUGUCCUGCUCCCAAUGUAUGGGUCUUCAUAGCUCAGUUGCUAGAGCAUCAACUGGUCUGAAGUAGGGUAUGGUUUGUGCACUCUAGUCUUGAAUUGGGUAUGUUUUUUUAGAAGAAGUACUUCUUCUUCAUUAGAUGAUAAGGCCAUUUCCCGUUUAAUGUUUACGCCAACCAUAUAUGUGCCAUAACAGUUUGUCAUGAGCAGAUUGUUUUAAGGGUCAGGUCUGAAAUAGGGUAUCAGAUUUUUGACCAGGUCUGAAAUAGGGUAGGGAAAAACACAGAUUUUGGUCUGAAAUGGGGUAGGGGUUUCAAAAAAGCAUGCUGCACACCCCCUUCCUCCCCCCCCAGGGUAGAGCACUGCAGUGCUAACGCAGAGGCCAUGAGUUUGAAUCCCAUUGAAUUCCCGAAAUUGUUUUGGAUUUAAUUUGCAAUUGCUUAAAUUGCAAUUACCACUGCGAUGAUCACAUCUUCAUUUAAACAUAAUAUUACAUAGAACCUUUACAGUAUGCUUAUAAAGGUCUUGUUUUCUAGAAGAAAACAGAAUGCCAUUCAUUAUGCUGGGGUUUUGUUAUAUGCGCUUUGUUGCAUUGAGGUAUCACUGCAUAUGAGAUUUAAGUAGAUUUAACAAUAUUGCCUAGAAAUUUCUAAAGCCCAGGAAAGUCUAAACAUUUGUGGAUAUUCGUUACCACGAGAUGUUGGUAAUAAAAUGUGAAAAAGAACAUGUGCUUGGUUAUAAAGCAAUGGAAAAUAUGUAGUAUUACAUGGUUAUAACAUGGUGUGAACUGUAACUAAAAGUAGUACAACAGAGACAAUGGUCUAUAUUAUUCUUGAUUUUUGCCUGCAUAACAUUUUUAGCUGGUCAAAGUAACCUGUCAACUGCAAACACUCAUCUGGAGUGGUUUGCCCCUUAAGUAUUUUUUUAAAAAUAUCAGAGUGUAGUAUUGACCAUUUACUACUUUGGUUUCUCUACCUUUCAGAUGGACAAAUGUCAACUGACAACUCGACACUGGUACAUUACUGAUGCUAAUGGAGUCAAAGAAGAGGUUCAUGGCGAUGGAGUUGUAGGUGAAUUUCCUGUGAUGUACCCUGGGGCCCUUCAUGAGUACAUAAGUUGUACCACAUUUUCUACCCCAACAGGGCUCAUGGAGGGGCAUUAUGUGUUUAAAUAUCUGAAUAAAAAGGGCACAUUUAAUGUCAAGAUUCCACCUUUGAAUUUCAAGAGCCUUCCUUUUGUAGUUGAAGAGAAGAGGAUUUCAAACUUGUCUGAGAGUAGAUGUGAAGGAAACAGCACCAGUUCAGGCUCAGAUGACUAA